AUGAUCCCUCUUGGUUCGUGCACCAUGAAAUUGAACGCGAGCGCUGCGAUGCGAGCUUUGACCUGGCCCGAGUUUGGGGGUGUUCAUCCGUUUGUGCCGAAUGGCGUCGAAGGAUGGAAGGUUGUCGUCGACGAGCUCUCUCGUGACCUGUGCACAAUCACUGGAUUCGCCGCUUGUUCGCUACAACCCAACUCGGGUGCGGCGGGCGAAUAUGCUGGGUUGAGCGUGAUCCGAGCUUAUCAUGCCAGCCGUGGCGAACAGCACCGCGAUAUCUGUUUGAUUCCUGCCAGCGCACAUGGUACUAACCCGGCUUCGGCCGUGAUGGCUGGUAUGAAGGUCGUUCCUGUCAAAAAUCUUCCAAACGGAAACUUGGAUUUGGAUGAUCUGAGGGAGAAGGCGGCGAAGCACAAGGACAGGCUCGGAGCGUUCAUGAUCACUUAUCCUUCGACUUAUGGGGUCUUCGAGCCAGGGGUUCAAGAGGCUUGCAAGAUCAUUCAUGAUAAUGGAGGACAAGUGUAUCUCGAUGGUAGGUGCAAACUUGAAUGCCCAAAUUGGAAUGACCAACCCGCUAUAUGCGGGGGUGAUGUCUGUCACUUGAAUUUGCACAAGACAUUUGCCAUUCCUCAUGGUGGAGGAGGCCCUGGUGUCGGGCCCAUCUGUGUUGCCGAACAUCUUGCGCCCUUCCUUCCUAGCCACCCGAUCAUCCCAACCGGCGGUUCGACAGCCAUCGAAGCCGUUGCGUCCGCACCAUACGGAAGUGCCUCGGACUAUGGAUUCCACCCUCCUACAUGCUCAUGGCCUAUCUCGACUGCAAUGCUCAUCGAACCGACCGAGAGCGAGUCCUUGCAUGAGAUUGACCGUUUCUGCGAGGCGAUGAUUCAAAUUCGCAAGGAGGCUGAAGAUGUUAUUACUGGUGUUCAGCCUAGAGAUAACAAUCUUAUCAAGAACGCACCACAUCCGAUGUCCGUCAUUGUGGGCGAGUGGGACCGGCCGUACUCUCGCGAAACUGCUGCAUUCCCGCUCUCGUGGUUGAAGCAGCGCAAGUUCUGGCCUACUGUAGGCCGUGUGGACGAUGCCUACGGUGAUAUCAACCUAGUGUGUGAAUGCCCAAGCGUCGACGAGCUCGCAGAGCAAGGUCUUUAA
Messenger RNA from Rhizoctonia solani, 1143 nucleotides. Its product is annotated as glycine dehydrogenase. The transcript has 10 exons. The record is from RefSeq and is a predicted model, not a curated record. Lineage: Eukaryota; Fungi; Basidiomycota; Agaricomycetes; Cantharellales; Ceratobasidiaceae. Gene Ontology annotation, molecular function: pyridoxal phosphate binding; glycine dehydrogenase (decarboxylating) activity; glycine binding. Gene Ontology annotation, cellular component: mitochondrion; glycine cleavage complex. Bases 1 to 1143 code for a protein of 380 amino acids. Gene Ontology annotation, biological process: glycine decarboxylation via glycine cleavage system.